GCCCCUUUCUUUCUUCAUCUGCAAGCAAGCGGGGAUUUCUCCCCAACAACCACCACCACCGUGAGCAUCUCCACCAUGGCGCCGUCGUUCGAGGCCACCCCUCGCCGAGCUGAGACCACCGAAAGAUGCGCCUCGUCGUCCUCUACAUCCUGGUGCGAGGAAUCGUUCCGAAGCUUCACAAAUCGAGCGCAGCGUCGCCGAUUCCCCGAGUCGGUCGCCGUCCAUCUUCUUCAAUUCCGGCCGCCCUCAUCCUCCUCCGGCCAAACCGAGCACACCCCCGGCGUCCUCGUGUUCAGGCGCACCCCCGACGUCCUCGCGCUCGUCCUGUUUCGGUCGCAGCCAUCAAGUUCUUCUCCAACCCGUGGUUUCCGCCAUGGCCUCUCCAUCCCGAGCUCCGCUCGUGUCUCCAUCAAGUCGUGGUGCAGCUCACUCACAUCAACAAUGGUACUGCAGCGCAGUGGUUUGUUCCUUUGCUACAGAAGUACAGAUCGAGAGGUCUUUGGUUCAAAUCCUGCCCGAGGCAUUCCCUCACCUUUUUGCCUUCUAUUUUUGUUCAGUUAUCGUGGCCAGAUAUGCUUCAAUAACCGUGGAGCCUUUCCACUUUCAACAUCAGAUGCAGCAGCCAGAUGAUCUGUUAGAUCUUAUGCUGAAUGGGCCUCAGCCCAGACCCUCCGACGCAGCCCGCUAACCAUCGCCUCUCGUGGGCCAGAGCUGGUCCGGCCCUCUCCCUUCUCUGUUUUCUUAUUUUUGAUUUGCAAAAUGUUGCUAA
This is a messenger RNA of Lolium rigidum, 769 nucleotides long. RefSeq lists its product as uncharacterized. The coding region runs from base 76 to 630 and encodes 184 amino acids. The transcript is spliced from 2 exons. NCBI's taxonomy places the organism in Eukaryota, Viridiplantae, Streptophyta, Magnoliopsida, Poales, Poaceae. The record is from RefSeq and is a predicted model, not a curated record.